UCCUGCUGCUCCCCUUCUUCCCUGAGAGCCCCAGGUACAUGCUCAUCCAGAAUGGAGAUGAGAAGAAAGCAACGAAAGCACUGCAGCGCCUGCGUGGGUGGGACGACGUGGACAGCGAGCUGUUGGAGAUGCGUCAGGAGGACCAGUCCGAGAAGGCCGAAGGUCACCUGAGUGUGUUCUCCCUGCUGUCCCAGCGCUCUCUUCGCUGGCAGCUGAUCUCCAUAGUCGUCAUGAACAUGGGCCAGCAGCUGUCGGGUGUCAAUGCGAUCUACUACUAUGCCGACAGCAUAUACGGCUCUGCAGGAGUCAGGGAGAGUGACAUCCAGUAUGUCACAGUGGGAACGGGAGCAGUGAAUGUCUUUAUGAGUGUAACUGCUGUGUUCAUCGUGGAAGCCUCAGGUCGCCGCCUGCUCCUCCUCUGUGGUUUUGGGAUCUGCUGCGGAGCCUGUGUGCUGCUCACUGUCGCACUCAACUUGCAGGUAUCGUACAGACCUGUCAGCGCUACUUAUGCCUGCAACCUGCCACUCUGCUGCCCUCUAGUGGUUCAGUUAUUAGUUCCCCAACCUGGAAAGAUUUAGAGGAGAUUUGCAAGACCCUGUUUAUGAUCUCAGGAUCAGAGAGUAACUCUAGAUUGAU
Molecule: messenger RNA, 636 nt
Organism: Neolamprologus brichardi
Lineage: Eukaryota; Metazoa; Chordata; Actinopteri; Cichliformes; Cichlidae
Source: RefSeq, a predicted model, not a curated record